Racocetra persica is the source of this 257-nucleotide messenger RNA. NCBI's taxonomy places the organism in Eukaryota, Fungi, Glomeromycota, Glomeromycetes, Diversisporales, Gigasporaceae. The record is from the annotation of a GenBank genome assembly.
AUGUGAUAAAUGUGAUUCAACAUGUGAACAAAAAAAUACAUUUUGGGGUCGAGGUACUUUACCAAAAGAAAUCACUGGUCUAUUUGAAUUUGGCGAAUUUAGAGAAAUUGAAAAGAAAUAUAUUAAAAAGAGAAAACUAGAUAUAAAUGAAUUAAAAGCUAAUGAACAUUCUAGCAGAAUAGAUAGUAAUAAAAUGUUGUUAGAUAAUAAAACUUCUCUUGAAAUUUUUAAAAAAAAUAAAGACAAAAUACCAUAUU